CUUACUUGCUACUUUAUUACGUCCACAGUACCUGGAUUCUAUCGACUCGAUUCUACUUCAUCUUCGCCGUCUCCGUUGUGGCCUCCACGUCCUUGGGUUUUUAUUGACUUCCUGGGUGGAUUUCCUCGGCUUCUCUUCCCCUCCUCCCUCCCGUCUUCCAAUUCUCUCUUCUCCGUGUUAAUCAUGGACUCCGUACUGUCCAUCCGACCUCGUCUGUUUUAAAUGUACCAUUCUUCGCUACUCUUUUUCCUACUGGCCAUUGCUCGAGAAUACCCGUCAUGGGGAAUCUCGGUGGUUUGUCGCCCGAGGGGAGUGUCGCGGUUGGGGUCCUUGUCGGGUUGAUCUCGACCAGUCUCCAGGCCAUCGGGUUGACUCUCCAGCGCAAGUCGCAUAUCCUCGAAGACGAAAAACACCCUUACGACAUUCGCAGACCGCCUUACAAGCGUCGAAGAUGGCAGGUGGGCAUGGGGAUGUUCGUUGGCUCGAACAUCGUAGGCAGUACCAUCCAGAUCACGACCCUUCCGCUCCCCGUGCUUUCCACCCUCCAAGCUUCGGGACUCGUUUUUAACACCAUCUUCGCUACUUUGAUCCUGGGCGAGUCGUUCACGAGGUACUCGCUGAUCGGCACCGUCCUCGUGUGCAUUGGCGCAAUCCUGAUCGCGGCCUUUGGGGCCAUUGGAGAGCCGGCGCAUUCCCUCGAUCAACUCCUAGAUCUUCUCCAACGCCGGUCGUUUAUCCUGUGGAUGGUGGGGACCAUGGUGAUUGUGCUGGUCAUCUUCGCCGCGUCCAAACUCCUGAAAUACCUCACGUCCCCGUACUUCCGGUCCAAGCAUCCGAGCCUCCGCAGUUCAUACGUACCGUACCUGCAAUUGUCCCCGCCCCGCGUGCGACUUAUCCGCGGGCUCAGCUACGGGUCAAUCAGCGGGAUCCUCUCGGCCCACUCGCUACUCCUGGCGAAAUCAGCGGUGGAGUUGCUCGUCCGGACAAUCGUGGACCGCGUCAACCAGUUCAACCGGUGGCAGUCAUGGGCGAUUCUGAUCGCCAUGAUCACUCUCGCCCUAUCCCAGCUAUUCUACCUCCACCGGGGCCUGAAGCUCUGUAGCACCAGUGUUCUCUAUCCGUUUGUCUUUUGCAUAUAUAACAUUAUCGCCAUCUUGGACGGACUGAUCUAUUUCCGUCAAAUGUCCCUGCUGACGAGAUUCCACGCGGGACUGAUCGCCCUUGGGACAGUCUUUUUACUCGGCGGGGUGCUCUGCCUUUCAUGGCGGUUAGAAGAUAUCGAAAGCCACACCGCUGUCACCGUCGCCGGGGCCUCCCAAACCGGAUUAGGCCCCGGCAUGGCCAUCCUCGAAGAGCACACGGAACCACCGCUUGAUUUAGAAUUCGGCGACGACGAAGAGCGCCACGCCGGGGAGCGCGAGCCGCUCCUACGUGCCGCACACCGUCCACCCCCACGCGGGCCCGUCCACCAGCGGACCCCCAGCCUACCCCUCCAUUUCUCACCGUUAGCCCACCGCGACUCCGCAGACGUCGACCCGGCCUCAAUCUGGGCCGAGCUCGACGACUCCGACUGCGACUACAGCCCCACCAACCCACGACCUCGUGCCCAAACCCGCGCCUUCACAGGAUCAUCCCACCUCCGCCAGGGAAACAAGCCCAGCGGCGCGCAAACCGCACGAGACACCUCCUCCCGCCGAGCCCGCCAUUUCUCCCUCAACCAGCUAACAUGGACCCCACCCCGCAUGUCGUCCUUCGCAUACGGAUCCACCAAACCCGCGCGCCGCACCCCCUCCCCGGGGUCUGGAACCCACCAGAGUCAAAAGCGGCAAUCCUUCCCAGGCAACUGGACAGUGCCGGGCUACGGCAGCACGCAAGACACCAGCCGCGACGACAACAACAACAACGACGACGACCUCCACUCCCCCGGCAGUCGUCCAAACCAACCACAAAGCUCUGCAUCCGCACCCCUCGCAGGCCCGAGGAGUAUCGUGCGCGGGGCCUGGAGAUCCGGCAUGCGGUAUCUGGCCCGAUUGACAGGCGGCCCAGGCGCACGCAGUCGCAGUGGCCAACCACAUGAUCCUGAAACGGACGCGCUGCAGUCCAACCCACACUAGCUUUUUUUUUUUUUUUUUCUUUAAUUCCUCCGAUCGAAAUCAAUAUAUACAUCUUGAAAUGAAUAGAAGUGGCUUUU
Aspergillus candidus is the source of this 2191-nucleotide messenger RNA. RefSeq names its product DUF803 domain protein. Gene Ontology annotation, biological process: magnesium ion transport. Lineage: Eukaryota; Fungi; Ascomycota; Eurotiomycetes; Eurotiales; Aspergillaceae. The transcript is spliced from 4 exons. Gene Ontology annotation, molecular function: magnesium ion transmembrane transporter activity. Gene Ontology annotation, cellular component: membrane. The record is from RefSeq and is a predicted model, not a curated record. Bases 279 to 2114 code for a protein of 611 amino acids.